Messenger RNA from Monodelphis domestica (gray short-tailed opossum), 1693 nucleotides. RefSeq names its product microfibril associated protein 2 (gene MFAP2). NCBI's taxonomy places the organism in Eukaryota, Metazoa, Chordata, Mammalia, Didelphimorphia, Didelphidae. The record is from RefSeq and is a predicted model, not a curated record. Gene Ontology annotation, biological process: embryonic eye morphogenesis. Gene Ontology annotation, cellular component: microfibril.
CAUUAGGACCCAGCGGAGGGGGAGGCUGGAGGUGGCGGCCCGGCCCGUUCGGGGGCUGGGGAGAAGGGGGAGGCUCUUGGCAGGGAGCUGAGUGGGCAGAGGAGAGAGACCCAGACAGCUCAUCCCUCCAGUUUUACCUCCUUCCUGGCUGCCAUAUUUGUUGUCAUGAGAGCUGCCUACCUCUUCCUGUUGUGUCUUCCUGCCGGGCUGCUGGCGCAGGGUCAGUAUGACAUCGACCCUGAACACGUCCAGUACACGCACUACGGAGACCAGAUUGACAAUCCUGAUUACUACGAUUACCAAGAGUCCACCCACCGCCCCCCAGAGGAACAGCUUCAGUACCAGUCCCAGCAGCAGGUCCAGCAGGAGGUGAUCCCGGCCCCCACUCAUGAAAACUCAGAGACAGAGCCCACAGAGCCUGGACCAUUAGAUUGUAGGGAGGAGCAGUAUCCCUGUACCCGCCUGUACUCGGUCCACAGGCCCUGUAAACAAUGCCUCAAUGAGGUCUGCUUUUAUAGCCUCCGCCGGAUGUACAUCAUCAACAAAGAAAUCUGCGUCCGAACCGUCUGUGCCCACGAGGAGCUGCUGCGAGCUGACCUGUGCCGAGACAAGUUCUCCAGGUGUGGCGUGAUGGCGACCAGCGGCCUGUGCCAGUCUGUGGCUGCCUCCUGCGCCAGGAGCUGUGGGGGCUGCUAGUGGGAAGGGGGCACAGGGAGGGAGCUGGGCCUAGCGGAUGGCCGGGGGAUCUCGGGGUGCACAAUCUGGGCCAGCAGGCCUGAGGGGGACUGGGCUUGAUUCUGUCGUGUGGUUUAAAAAAAUCAUUGGGUCUUAACUCUUUCCUUUUUGUGUGUAAGCAGACUUAAAGGCAGGGCCCCGGAGGGGGGGCCUGUUCUGUGCCCCUUCCUCAAGCCCUCCUGGGUGGAUGGGGGAGGGACGCAGGGGGGCGAUGCCCCAUCCUGCCCAUCCCCCUGCUCCCGGCCGCACUUGCUCACGAGGUCCUGAUGUCAGUGGCAUCCAAGGCUAGAAGGAACAUUAAGUUUGGAGUCCCAGAGCCGGGCUCCAAUCCUGUCUCCUAGUCUGUGUAAACCCAGCCAAGUCAUCAUCCGUGACUCAGUUUCCUUAUCUGUGAAAAGAAAGUUGGCCAUGGUGGCCUCUGAGACCCCUUCCAGCACGAGCCUUGCAGCCCUGCAGCCAGGAACAGCCCAUUCCACGCUGGGAUGGUUCUCACGGUUAGGAAACUUCUCCUUUCUCCCAACGUCAAUCUGCCCCUCUUGGGGGGCCUCGCUGUGCCCUCUGAGCCUGAGAAUAAGGUUCCUCUUCCUUGCCAGCCCUUCAGAUACUUGAAAAUAAGUCAUCUGCCCCCCCCCAAGCUCCCCAGAAGCCUUCAUGUCUCCUGGCUCGACAGCCCAGUUCCUUCGCCCGAUCCCGGCAUGGCUUGGGUUCCCGACCCCUCAGUAUCCUGGGUGCCCUCCUUUGGUGAGAGCCUGCAGUGGGCAUUGCGGCUGGAGCAAAGGAGGGGCCUGGGGCACCGCCUGCUGCUCCUCAUUCCUGGUGCUUCCUGGCACCCCACCCGUUUCCACCAAAGUAAGCCCUCGGGCAGGCCCCUUCUGCUCUAGGUUGGACGUACUGUAGUGGGGUGUCAGAUCAUAUCACUUCUUUUUGUACAAAAUAAAGAAUUUUUCAAGAAAAAAUA